This is a messenger RNA of Symbiodinium natans, 1611 nucleotides long. NCBI's taxonomy places the organism in Eukaryota, Dinophyceae, Suessiales, Symbiodiniaceae. The record is from the annotation of a GenBank genome assembly.
AUGCUUGACACGGCCAGCCAAGACACCCUGAGGGCAAUUUUUCAGGAGGAGUUGGGGAAGCUCCGGCGCAGGCUCCUGGAAGACACCAGGCUGGAGCUUCAUGAGGCGCUGAAGUUCGCCAAUGGCGUGUCCAGGUCGCCUCACCAAGCCACCCCGAAGUCACAGGUCGGCUGCCCAGCUACCAGCACAUGCAGCGCCACAAAGGAUACCUGUGUGCGAGAAGCAUCAACUCUUCGGACAGAAGUGGCCCUUUCGGACGAUGACGACGAUGCGGGAUGGGACCUCGGACCCGCCGAGGGCAACAUUGCCGGAGUACCUGUCUCCGCCACAGGAGGUGGUGUCUCGUAUGGGCCAUCCGCGCGGAAGACGUCCAAGAAGAGCCACACUAGCGGGGCCAGCGAUUGCCAGCGAUCCGAGGCAAGCUCCAUUUCGCGGCCGAAGGGAGCUGCCGACACGAUCUCCAAAGUCAUCGAUGAGCACCUUCAGAAGACCCGCUCGAACCCGGUGACGAACAGGGUGCAGGCGCUCGUCAGGACGACAGCCUUCGAGAUGGCCUGCGCCAUGGUGGUGGUUGCCAACGCCGUCAUCAUUGGCAUUCGUGCCGACCUCCCUGAUAUGGCCGACGCGACAGCCUACGACGUCGUCGAGCUCGUCAUGGCUCUGAUGUUCCUUCUCGAGUUGGUGCUCCGUGUGGCGGCUGCAGGAGCAAGCUACUUCACAGCGAAGGGAGGCCUCUUCAACCUCCUGGAUGCGCUGCUCAUCUUCAUGAUGUUCGCCGAUGCUAUCUGCGCUCUUGCCAACGUCUACAUGCUGGGUAUUGAUGACGGCGGGCUGAUGAAGCUCUACCGCGUCGCACGGCUUCUGCGAGUGGCGCGCAUGGCGCGAUUGUUCCACAUGGUACCAGAGCUGCACUUCACUCUGACGCUCAUGACAACGUCGUCUACAUCCUUCUUCUGGGCCGCGGUGCUGAUGCUGCUCAUCAUGUAUCUGGUGGCGCUGUACUUCACGGUGGUCGCGCGGCAGUUUGCCGAGGCCACGGAGGGCGUUGUUCCCGAACUGGAGGUCUUCUGGGGCACGACGGGCAAGUCCAUCAACUCGCUGUUUCUGGCCGUCUUCGGCGGGCAGGACUGGCACAACAUGCUGCUGGUCUUCGGCGAUGGCUCCUGGUGGUACAUCGUCAACAGCAUCGUGCUCUCCCUGUUCGUGGGUUUCGCCCUGGUGGUGCUGCUCAACCUCGUGAACGGUGUCCUGGUCGAGGGUGCGCAGACCAUGAUUGCCGAGAGGAAGCAGCACGAGCUGGUGCGCAUGGCGGCGGACAUCUUCGUGCAGACAGGGCACAAAGCGGGCAGCGAGCUGUCGCCAGAGGAGUUUGACGAGCUCGUGAACACCAAGGCGAUGGACAACUACCUGGAAGCCAUCGGUAUCGACCCCAACGAGGCAAGGGACCGCCUCUUCCGCUUCCUGGACCUGGACGACUCCGGGAGCUUGAGCGUGGUGGACACGGCGCCUUCUGGCAACAAGUUUCCGGCAUGCACACUGGCGAAGUCGAUGAGGAGCUCAGAUUGUGUCAUGGUCACCGGGAUUCGACCAAGCCCUCGAGUCGGAAUGUAG